AUGAAGCAGCCUACUGGUACUUUAAUUUACAUUUUAAUUCUUUCACUCCUUCAGUUCACUCUUUUAAAAGCAAAAUUUUCUGCUUCCUCACGUCUUAGAAUCAAAAGAGAUUUAAUCGAAAGUUUCCAUAAAGCUUCAAAACUCUCGAAAUCUGAUUUACUCGAUAAAUCAGUAAUAGCAGACCAACUAAAACAAGAACCUUUUGAUAUUCCAAGUACAUCUAAUCGAAUUUAUAAUCCAUCUGAAGGCUCUACAGUAAAGGCGAAUAAGAAUGAAAUCACUGAAGAAGGAUUUGGGAAUAAAGGUUUAGAAAAAAAUGAAAUUGAAGAACUUGAAAUCAAUCGAAUAAAGGAGGAAAAAGUUACAGAACCUCAAUUGAAGGCGACUGAUAUAGUCUUUGAAUAUGGACGUAUAGUGUCUCUAUUCCGUACAUCAGCAAAUUCAGAAAUGAAGGCAAUGUAUUGUUUAUUAAACGGUGCACAACUUGAUCAGUCUGAAGCCAAUAAACUUGGAAGCCUUUUAGGUAUUGCAUUUGCAGAUUUCACACAAAAAUUUAAAGAGAGAUCUGUGGAAUCGAAACAAAUAGUGGAAUCCGCUUAUCCCGCUUAUAUGGAUUUCUUUCAAAAUUUUUAUAAAGCUCAAUUAUCCACUCUUCCAAAGAAUUGGGAUUCGAUGAUUGCAGGUCUCAUAGACGCCCUGCAACGCAGUCGUCGAUUUAGAUACAGGGAGAUUUUUGAAUACUUUCCUAAUCUUGAUAUAGAUAUCCGAAGAGCUGCUUCCGAUAUGUCAGCUAGAGCUAUAGAAGACCUCAUCAAGGCAGCAGAGGGUGGACAUAAAGAAGAGCUCGAAUUGGGAUUAUCUGAUCCUAUGAGAAGUAUCAGACUUGCCUCUGCUAAAUCUUUAGGUUUGUCUAAUGCUGCCGAUUUGGACAUCACAUUGCAUGAAUUCUGGAAAGGAUUACAAAAAGUUUCACAGGAAUUUACUGGACGUGGAGUGAAUCGAAAGUUAAUUGAGACUUACGAAAAGGAGAUGAUCUUAGCAGGAGAUUUCAAAAAGAUCAAGGAUCGAUUUCCAGAACUUCUCGAACCAACUGAUUUGCCUUCUUCCUCAAGUCAACAAAUCGAUGAAAUUGAAGAAAAAGUAACCGAUGGAUCGAUGAUGGCAACCAAUCAAGAAUAUGAAGAUGCAACAGCUUACUUAUUUGGGUCUAAAGCGGAGGAGAUCAAAGAGUUCAAAAUGAACGAUCCCAAAAUUGUUCAUCAAGAGUUUUGGAGAUUUUCUGAUGCCGUACUUGUUUCUCCAAAAUGCAUCAAGCAACCCGAAAUUUGUUUCGAUUAUUAUUUAAAUCUAGCAAAGACGAUGAGAACCCAAAAAGGGCUUGAUAACUGUGGUCCUCCUUUAGCUAGAGCGUUCUUGAAUAAACUUAAUCUAAUUCCCCCAGAGAAAGACGAGCUUCAAGGUUUAAUCAACAAUUGGCCGGAACCCGCUUCUCAUCUGUUAAGAACAACCUUUGGUGACUUCUUUGAUAAACAUUCGAUUCUUGAAGAAAAGCGAAUUAGUUUACUUGAAGCCAUGUAUAAGCAUGUGGAAACCUUCUCAAAACCCGAGGAGUUUAAUCCAUUCUGGAAACCCCGUGUAGACCCCUUUAGUCGCUUUCCAUACAUUGUAGAUGCAAAUUUCUUUACGGAAGGUCGUUCUCGCUUAAUCUCAGGUGAUUCAGCUACGAUUCGAUUCUUUAAAUAUUUUUCCCUUCACAACUAUAGGAGCAGCCCAGAGGGGGAAAAUCGCCUGAUAAGUGACUUGAGACGGUUUGAUGAAGCAGCAAAUCUAGAGAUUUCCCGCUCCGAAAACUUCUGGACUCAAAUGAUCGAUCUUUUUGAAUCGACGCGAGAUCAACCUGGCACGCCGAGUAGGCUGAUGAAGAAGUUUCCUAAUCUACUUGAUCGAUUGAAGGACCUCUCACCUGAGAUUCAGACUGCGAGAGAAAAUCAAUGGAAGGAAUUUGACGCGGCGGCCAAGGAGAAAACUCGCCUAGAGAAAUUAGCACGCCUGGAGGAACUGAAAGACAUGUCCAAGGAGAAAGAUAAUCUUUUUGGUUGUAUUGAGUUGAUCAGAACUGCUACGUCUUGGUUUUGCAAAAGGUACAAAAAUCAACCUAGCCUACCCGAAUUGCCGACCGAGAGAAGUAUAGGGAUCACAUCAUAG
This is a messenger RNA of Melampsora larici-populina 98AG31, 2205 nucleotides long. RefSeq lists its product as uncharacterized. Lineage: Eukaryota; Fungi; Basidiomycota; Pucciniomycetes; Pucciniales; Melampsoraceae. The transcript has 4 exons. The record is from RefSeq and is a predicted model, not a curated record. Bases 1 to 2205 code for a protein of 734 amino acids.